ACGGAUGGAGCCUACAAUGGUCACACUGCGGGGUUGGGGGCAUCCGAGGCGGCCCAGCCCUGCCAGGGACAUAACCUCUGGCGCCCCGCAGGUCUCCAGGCCUCGGUUUUCCCGGUGCGACGGAGCAGAGUGGGUGCAACUGCGUCUGGAAACAGCCUGCAGGGGGCGCCAGCGAGCGCCACGACUGGAGCCCGAGCCCUAGCGGCCGCCGAGACCGCGGGAGCUGGCGCGCGAGCAGCAGGUGCCCUGAGAAUCCCGAAGCUGAACCGAGCCGUGAUGCCGCCUCCGGAAACCCUGUAGAGGGCCUGGUUUCAGCAGCCUUGUCUGUGAGAAAGCCUUUGGAGGGCCCCCCACAGGGACGCCCCUGGCUCCUGUAAGGAAGGGGCGCCAGGCUUGGGCCUCUCUGCAACGGGGGCGGGGAAGGCUGGGCUGCAGCUAUGGACCGUGAGCUGGCCCAGCCCUCGUCCCCGCUGAGCCUGCCCGUCUGUGGCCGCUCCCAACAUGGGCUCCUCGGUGUACAUCACGGUGGAGCUGGUCAUUGCUGUGCUGGCCAUCCUGGGCAACGUGCUGGUGUGCUGGGCUGUGUGGAUCAACAGCAACCUGCAGAAUGUCACCAAUUACUUUGUGGUGUCACUGGCAGCGGCCGACAUCGCAGUGGGCGUGCUUGCCAUCCCCUUCGCCAUCACCAUCAGCACUGGAUUCUGUGCUGCUUGUCACGGCUGCCUCUUCUUCGCCUGCUUUGUCCUGGUCCUCACACAGAGCUCCAUCUUCAGCCUCCUGGCCAUCGCCAUUGACCGCUACAUAGCCAUCCGGAUCCCUCUGCGGUACAAUGGCUUGGUGACCUGCACGAGGGCCAAGGGCAUCAUUGCAAUCUGCUGGGUGCUGUCAUUUGCCAUCGGCCUGACGCCCAUGCUAGGCUGGAACAACUGUAGUCAGCCAAAGAAGGACAAGAACCACUCCCAGAGCUGUGAUGAGGGCCAGGUGACCUGUCUCUUUGAGGACGUGGUGCCCAUGAACUACAUGGUAUACUACAACUUCUUCGCUUUUGUGCUGGUGCCCUUGCUGCUCAUGCUGGGCAUCUACUUGCGGAUCUUUCUGGCAGCUCGGCGACAGCUGAAACAGAUGGAGACCCAGCCUCUGCCAGGGGAACGGACUCGGUCUACGCUUCAGAAGGAGGUCCAUGCUGCCAAGUCACUGGCCAUCAUCGUGGGGCUCUUCGCGCUCUGCUGGCUGCCCCUGCAUAUCAUCAACUGCUUUACCUUCUUCUGCCCGCAGUGCAGACAUGCCCCGCCCUGGCUCAUGUACCUGGCCAUCAUUCUCUCCCACAGCAAUUCCGUCGUCAACCCCUUCAUCUAUGCCUACCGCAUCCGGGAGUUCCGCCAAACCUUCCGCAAGAUCAUUCGCAGCCACAUCCUGAGGCGGAGGGAACUCUUCAAGGCUGGGGGCACCAGUGCCCGGGCCUUGGCAGCUCACAGCUCGGAGGGUGAGCAGGUCAGCGUCCGACUCAAUGGCCACCCCCCGGGGAUGUGGGCUAACGGCGGUGCCCCCCAUCCUGAGCAGCGGCCCAAUGGCUAUGUCUUGGGGCUGGUGAGUGGAGGCAGUGCCCAAGGGUCCCGUGGGGAUGCCAGCCUCUCAGAUGUGGAGCUGCUCAGCCAUGAGCACAAGGGAAUGUGUCCAGAAUCCCCCAGCCUGGAGGAGCCCCUGGCCCAAGGCCGAGCAGGAGUGUCCUGAUGGCCCACAGAGUCUGCCCCUUCCUGAAGGAAGGAAAUUCCAUCUUUCUGGUUGGCUGCACCAGUCAUGUCAGGAGAAGAGGAGAAUGACUGCCUGCCCAGAGUCCCGUGGGCAUCUGGUUGCUGCUGUGGACUGAGAUGAAGGAGCCCCAAGCUGGAGCAGCAUGAGGCCCAGCAAAAACGGUGGGGUCCGGGGAAACAUGUUUUGUGCUCUGAGGCCCUGCAACUAUGCCAGGGUUGCAGCCCCAACAGCAUGUUGGCUUAGCAGGGCCCAGUCCUCCCUCCAGAAGCAUCUAGAAGUCUCACAUUGUCUACAGAACAGCUGUGGCUUAGCAGACUGGGUUGGCCUUGGACUGGGCAACGGCUGCGACAGACAUGCCACACACACCACCUUCCUAGGGCUUAGACCCACACGCACCACCUCCCUAGACUCUAGGGCUUAGGGAGCUGCUGGCCAGAGGUGGCAUUUGAGUAUGUUUUCCAGGAGAAGACAUGAACAAGGAAGUCCUUUUUAUUUUAUUAUCCUCCCCUCCCUGUCCUCUGCUAACCUGGCACCAGGAGUCCGCCCAGGAAAUCUCAGGCAGCCCUCUCCACCUGCCAUACGCUACCAUGCACUUAGUCCCAGGGCCAUCUCUCGGGGGCAACAAAUCUGGGCUGGACAAUGGGGAGCUGUGAUGGGAACAGGGCCACGCUGUGGGCUAGGCUUCAGGGAGAGGUUAUGGCUAGCAGGCCAUGGGCCUGUGCCUGGAUAACUCUGAGCUGCCCAAUCAGAGCCCCUGUCUAACUGCCUGUUCUUAUAAAGGGGAUGUUUUGUUUGUUUGUUUUCUGA
This is a messenger RNA of Octodon degus (degu), 2559 nucleotides long. It is a transcript of the gene Adora2a, whose product is annotated as adenosine A2a receptor. Gene Ontology annotation, molecular function: G protein-coupled adenosine receptor activity. Gene Ontology annotation, biological process: adenylate cyclase-activating G protein-coupled receptor signaling pathway; G protein-coupled adenosine receptor signaling pathway. Gene Ontology annotation, cellular component: membrane. Lineage: Eukaryota; Metazoa; Chordata; Mammalia; Rodentia; Octodontidae. The record is from RefSeq and is a predicted model, not a curated record. Bases 502 to 1731 code for a protein of 409 amino acids. The transcript has 3 exons.